AUGGAUGAGGAAUAUGAUGCGAUCGUGCUUGGAACCGGUCUUAAGGAAUGUGUCAUCUCUGGAAUGCUCUCCGUAAGCGGGAAGAAGGUUCUCCACAUUGAUCGCAACAACUAUUACGGUGGUGAGAGCGCUUCAUUGACACCACUCGAACAACUCUACGAGAAGUUCCAUGGAGCAAACGCCAAGCCACCAACCGAGAUGGGGCGUGGACGUGAUUGGAAUGUCGAUUUGAUUCCCAAGUUUUUGAUGGCCAAUGGAUCUCUCGUGAAACUUCUGAUUCACACCGGUGUCACCCGCUACUUGGAGUUCAAAUCCAUUGAGGGAAGCUAUGUCUAUCGUGGAGGAAAGAUCUACAAAGUGCCUGCUGACGAAAUGGAAGCCCUUGCGACUAGUUUGAUGGGAAUGUUUGAAAAACGCCGAUUCAAGAAAUUCCUCGUCUGGGUUCAACAAUUCGAUCAAAACAAGCCGGAUACUUGGCAAGGACUUGAUCCCAAUGUGCACACAAUGCAACAAGUUUACGAAAAGUUUGGACUUGAUGAAAAUACGGCUGAUUUUACCGGGCACGCUUUGGCUCUCUACCGUGAUGAUAAUUACAAGGCACAGACAUUUGCUCCAUCGGUUGAGAAGAUUCGCCUUUAUUCGGAUUCGCUUGCCCGUUAUGGAAAGUCGCCGUAUUUGUAUCCACUGUAUGGACUUGGAGAGCUUCCUCAGGGUUUUGCUCGUCUCUCCGCUAUUUAUGGUGGCACUUACAUGCUGGACAAGCAAGUGGACAACAUCGUGUAUGAGAAUGGGAAAGCUAUUGGAGUGAAAUGCGGUGACGAUAUUGUGAAGGGAAAACAGAUUUACUGCGAUCCAUCGUAUGCUCCCGAUAAAGUGAAGAAGGUCGGCCAAGUGGUGCGAGCCAUUUGCUUGCUCAAUCAUCCAAUUCCAAAUACAAAUGAUGCUCAAAGUUGCCAAAUCAUCAUUCCACAGAAGCAAGUUGGGCGUCACUAUGAUAUCUAUAUUUCUCUGGUCUCCAACACGAACAUGGUAACCCCGAAGGGAUGGUUCAUCGCAAUGGUCUCAACCACGGUUGAAACUGGAAACCCAGAAGCUGAAAUUAUUCCGGGACUUACUCUCCUUGGCGCCAUUACCGAAAAGUUUAUCAGCGUCUCUGAUGUGUUUGAACCUGUCGAUCAUGGGGCUGAGUCACAGGUGUUUAUUUCAUGCUCGUACGAUCCAACUUCUCACUUCGAGUCUACUUGUCGAGAUGUGCUUGAAGUGUUCCAGCGCGGAACCACCACAGAAUUUGACUUCACCAAGAUCACUCAUCUCUCCUUGGAGGACAAUGAA
Molecule: messenger RNA, 1332 nt
Organism: Mesorhabditis belari
Lineage: Eukaryota; Metazoa; Nematoda; Chromadorea; Rhabditida; Rhabditidae
Source: the annotation of a GenBank genome assembly